Molecule: messenger RNA, 1911 nt
Organism: Tachysurus vachellii
Lineage: Eukaryota; Metazoa; Chordata; Actinopteri; Siluriformes; Bagridae
Gene: rab34b
Product: RAB34, member RAS oncogene family b
Exons: 11
Coding region: 162-926 (254 amino acids)
Biological process (GO): phagosome-lysosome fusion; endocytosis
Molecular function (GO): GTPase activity; GTP binding
Source: RefSeq, a predicted model, not a curated record
CAAGUUAUUUAAAUUAGUUUCUAUAAUAGUUAAAGGAAUAUUUUGACUUGGAUCUUUCUUUGCGAGAGAGAGAGAGAGAGAGAGAGAGAGAGAGAGAUGGACUCUUGUGGGCUGUUAUAAAUUCAGUAGGAUUAAUAUACUGCACAUUUAUUUGCUCAAUUAUGAGUUCUUUACCACCUAUACGAGAAGACAGGAUCAUCCAUGAGCUCCCGCUGUUUUUUACAAGCGAUGCUGCAGUGCACACCAAAACAGACUUCCAUGUUACUGUGCAAACUGCAUGUCAGAAGUCAGACUCACUGAGAUUCACAGUAGCCAAGGUCAUAGUUGUGGGUGAUGUUUCUGUGGGGAAAACAAGUUUGAUCAACAGGUUUUGCAGGGGCACUUAUGAGAAAGGCUACAAAGCCACCAUCGGAGUGGACUUUGAGAUGGAGAGGUUUGAAAUCCUGGGAGUGCCUUUCAGUCUACAGCUGUGGGAUACUGCAGGUCAGGAGAGGUUUAAAUGUGUUGCUUCCACCUACUAUAGAGGAGCUCAAGCCAUCAUAGUGGUGUUUGACUUAAGCAACUACUAUUCCCUGGACCAUGCAAGGCAGUGGCUUGAAGAUGCCAUGAUAGACAACGAUCCUUCCAGCGUGCUGCUCUUCCUUGUAGGGACAAAGAAAGACCUGAGUCAUCCAGAUGUGUUGGAUAAAAUGGAGCAAGAAGCCAUCAGAUUUUCAGAGGAGAUAAGAGCCGAGUACUGGGCUGUGUCCGCUCUCUCGGGAGAGAGUGUAAGGGAUUUCUUUUUCCGGGUCGCAUCGCUGACCUUUGAGGCCCGUGUAUUAGCUGAAUUAGAGAGGAACAAUAAUAAACAAUCAGACGGUAUUGUUAAAAUCACGGAUCACGAUGACAAAACAUCAAAAAAGAAGCAGGCAAACUGCUGUAACUAAGCGAACUAAGAAGCAGGAUUCGUGUGUAUGAACAUCUCAGAGACAGAGACCAAGAUCAACACAAUGUGACUACAGACUGCGGCACGGGACUCAAUCUCCAGCUCUGCUGAAUCAUGUGACCUUGUUGAGCUGCUAAUCCUAAAAUUGCAGAUUAUGAGCCAAGUUUUAGGCAUUCAAAAUUUGCCACACUGUUGUGCAGAGACAAAAGAAUUUGCUUUUUGCCUUAUUGUUGCAUUUGAAUUGAUGUUAUAGAAACAGUUUACUAUGUGCAUGUGUUGCUUGUCACUGUUUUUUAAGCAUUCAUCUUUUUAAAAUUCAUCUUUGAAACAGGUCCUUCUUUUCAACAGAUUUCCUAUUGAAAUAAACAGAUACAUUUAUGUACACUGGUUUUAUUAAUGCAAAAAAAAAGAGAAAUCUUAUAAUCAGAGUAUGUGAAUGCAAAGUUGUGUACACAGAGAAAGCCUUCUGUGUAAAAAACCAUUAGACAACGUUGUUCUUUUUAAAGGCCCUCUGAGGAUUUUGCCCACUUGAGUGUAAUCUUUGUGUCCUUCACCACAUCAUGUGUUUCUUAAUAUGAGACACGCGCUAAUACCCAUGACCAGAAAUGGCAGAGCCCCAGACUGGAUUCCCAGCAUGAACAAAAUUGAAGUAUUAUUCUUCAGGGCUUGGAAUAACAAAAAUACAGCAACAAGGAUUUUCCUUCAGGUGUCUAACAAAUAGACUGCAGGUUUGAUUGUUGUUGUGACAUGAACGUUACAUGCAUGGUCACAAUCAGACAUAAAUUUGACAUUUUGUAGGUUGAAAAAAGUAUUUAAAAAAGUAUAGGUCAACUUUUUUGGUUCUUCGUUAUACAGUGGUGAAUGAUUAAGACAAAACAGGUAGAAAUGCAUCACAAUAGUGAAGUAGUAAUAUACAUGACAAAACAACACAAUCAUGUUUCAAGCUUGUUUUCUGUUAAAAAGAGAAUAAAGUUGUCAGUAUGAUA